GCGUCGUCUCGCCAAAGGACGAAUGGACCGGAGACGUCUGGUAUCAGAAAUGGACUAACACGCACUGGCAUAUGGAUGGUAUACUGGCCAACAGUCACGAUUUCAGGGCAGGACAGAGGGCCUCCCCUUGUAUGAGCAUCAUGCAGUAGAGCAGAGAGCGGCUACUUCAACCAGAGUGUGUGGGAGUGAAAGGACCCGAGGGCGUCAUGGCUGUCUUUAAAUUAGAGAAUGUGGAGGACCUGUACGAGAUCGGGGAGGUGCUGGGCAGUGGCCAUUUUGGGCAGGUGCGUGAGGUGCGAGAGCGGGCUUCUGGGGUGCGAUGGGCGGCCAAGUUCCUGAAGAUCCGCAGGGGAGCCGGGAGCCGGCUGGGGAUGGAGAGGAAGAGUGUGGAGAGAGAGGUGGAGCUGCUCCAGGCCCUCCAGCACCACAAUGUCAUGGCCCUCAAGGACGUGUUCGAGUGCAGAGCUGAGAUCGUCCUCAUCGUGGAGCUGAUGAGAGGAGGGGAGCUGUUUGACUUCAUCGCAGAGAAGGAGAACUUGACGGAGUCCGAGGCCAUAGAGUUCCUCAAACAGAUCCUGCAGGGAGUGAGCUACAUGCACAGCAAACACAUCUGCCACUUCGACCUCAAACCAGAGAACAUCAUGUUGUCAAGCAAUACCCUGCCCAAUACAGAUAUCAAGAUCAUAGACUUUGGCAUGGCCCACCGCUUCAUCCAAGGGGAGGAGUACAGAAGCAUGGGAGGCACCCCCCAGUACAUAGCUCCCGAGGUCAUUAACUAUGAACCACUGAGCACAGCCGGAGAUAUGUGGAGCAUGGGCGUCAUCACUUUUAUUCUACUGAGUGGUCUCUCCCCCUUCCAAGGGAACACGGAUGAGGAGACGUUACGCAACAUUGUGGGGAUGCUCUAUGAGUUUGAUGACUGCCACUUCAGCCAGACCAGCGCCAUGGCCAAAGACUUCAUCCAGAAGCUCCUGGUCAAGGCUCCAAAUGAAAGGAUGUCAGCUGAGGAGUGUCUAAAUCACCCAUGGAUUAAGCCUCUUACACGGACACAGGUUGCCAAAAGGAACCGUUCCUCCAUCAACAUGAGGAAUUUCAAGAGAUUCAAUGCCAAGAGGAAAUGGAAGAUGUCCUAUAACAUGGUGUCAGCCUGUAACCGGCUUUGUCGUCUGCAGCUGCAUUGCAAGACUAGUGCCUUGCAGGAUGAAGAGCUGAGACAGUGUGAAAGCGACCAGGAAGAAAGCGAGACCAAAACCUCAUCGCUCCUCCGCCGCAGACUCAGCAGCAGUUCCUAAAGCCACCAGUGGGGGGCAGAUUUGCCUUGUCCCGCACCGCAAAUACUGACCAGUAGAUGGAGCAAGAGGGACCCAGACCGGAACCUCCAUUCUCCGACUGCAGACCCUACCUGCAGAGUGCCCGCUGGCAUCGGCUCAGCUAGAUGAAACACAACGAGGAGAUGGGGUGAACGUUCCCUGCAAGCUGCUUAUACAUAUCAGCAUAAAAAAAACAUUUCCUCAAUCGCAAAACGCUUGUUCUUGUUCACGUUCACUUUUAACCUCUAACACCGCAGCUGAAUAUGAUGCGUUAGGAUGUCAAAGAAGAGUGCUAUCAGUUUCUUGAUAGAGCGUGAGUUUUACAGUCCAGUCAGGACAGCUGGCUCUUUUCUUAAAGGCAACAGUCCAACAGAUGUGAGGAAGUUCCUCACAGCAGCGCAUGAGCUUAAUAUAUCUCCCCUGAAGAGGAGACAUUAAUAGAUGUCCAUUUCAAGGAGAGCCCCUGUAUUUCCUGAAUGAUUUUGAGUCUAGGCUAACUGCUAGUGUUCAAUGACUGUCUCGAAGAAAUGCAUGUUUCUGGCAUGCUAAACGUAGCUGUUAGGGUAGUCUGUUCUAUAGAUAUGCAUAUAUGUUUUUUUUCAUGGGUGCUGGUGUGAGCUGUAGUGUGGCCUGUAGCUGGGUCUUGGGAGAUUCAUAGGAAGGGUUAGCUGAGCGACAAAAUGAAGACUUCUGGGAUACUCUUGUCAGUGAAGGUGAAGGAUAGUACCACUCCAGCCUGUGAACAGAGACUUCGGCACAGAAGAUUCCAGAUCCCCAAUUUGAAAGGAAUCACCUGCCUGAGUGAAUGAAGAUAAGAUAAGAACGGGGAUGCUGGAGGAAUUUGAGUACUCACUGUGAAGAUGUUUGUUCAGAAAAAACCCCACUGGAGUUGCUCACUGGAUAUGUCAGUCUUGCAACCCACAGAUGUCUUUUAGUAGAGGGGGUUGAAUGCUUUUAUACAGAAUGAUAACUAUUCAGUCAGACUGAUGUCUAAUAGGAUUCAGUGGGGUUGAUUUGACUCCAAGAGAGCUCCCUGGAUAGACAUGCUUGUCAUGUACAGUGGAUGCAUGCCUCCAUUGCUGGACAUACUGCAUACAAUUUUUCCGCUGAGGUCUGGCUGAAGGUGUGUGUUCAGUUAUCUUCAGCUCUAAAGUAUAUUUUUGGUCAAGGUUGUAACAUUUGUAACACAGAAUGAUUUGAUAGCCAAUGGUUCAUUCUGAUUUUCAUAUACAGUAUAGAGAUUAUGUGCUUGAUAUGCAAUUAACAUGGGUGGCGCCAUAAAUUUGCCAUAAUUAUCUUGAGACAUAUAAUUACAUACGUUACAUUGUUGUAACACCAUAGGUUUUAUCUUUACAUUGAUGUCUGGAUCUCUUAGCAGGUAUUUGUUGUGCUAGCUUUAUGGCUUUGAAAAAAAUCUGUGUGCAGUUUGGACUGUUUACACUGACUUUCCUCAGACUGUACCACAAGUUACUCUUCUCCUUGGUGAGAGAGGGGGAGAGAAACAAAGCUGAUCUCUCAUUAGAGAACUAUUUCUGCAGGAUUUAUUGUCUGGAUUUGGAGGGGAUUUAUGUCUUCCUAUCAGAUUUGAGAUCACUUCCAUUUGGAAGGGCCCGAGUAAUAGCUGCGCCGUGACAUUCAUGUGAUGUGUUUUGUCAGAUGGUGUGCCAUAAGUGUGACAGUUAUGUUAUGUACAUGGUAUGUCAUGUCAUGUUAUGUCAUGUACAUGUUAUGUUAUGUCAUGUACAUGGUAUGUUAUGUUAUGUUAUGUUAUGUCAUGUCAUGUUAUGUCAUGUCGUGUACAUGUUAUGUUAUGUCAUGUACAUGUUAUGUUAUGUACAUGUCUGAUAUGAAGGGUGAUGGAUGGGUCCAGCAUGUUUGUGAGACAGCAAAAAGUUCAUGUUAAUGUUAAUGAUAAUGUUAGAUAUUUUAUUAAUGGCAAGGGAGAAUUAAGGGAGAGGAAUGGGUAUUAGAGGUGAUUGAAAUAUGUAUCAUUUUAUUACACAUUGUGUAAUUAAUAAACAAUACAUGUAAUUAUGUUCACAGCAACUCUUAGGUAUGCCUGUGUGUUUGUAAAAGUGUAUUUAGUGAAGUAUGUUAUUGGUAGAAUAUGUAACUAUUGUAUUACUUACGCAUGCGGUUUGUCAUUUGUAUGUUAACCAUUAAAACUGUUUGUUUGGAGAUAUGAUAA
This is a messenger RNA of Clupea harengus (Atlantic herring), 3498 nucleotides long. Its product is annotated as death-associated protein kinase 2-like. The transcript has 14 exons. Gene Ontology annotation, cellular component: nucleus; cytoplasm. Gene Ontology annotation, biological process: intracellular signal transduction; protein phosphorylation; positive regulation of apoptotic process. The record is from RefSeq and is a predicted model, not a curated record. Bases 207 to 1292 code for a protein of 361 amino acids. NCBI's taxonomy places the organism in Eukaryota, Metazoa, Chordata, Actinopteri, Clupeiformes, Clupeidae. Gene Ontology annotation, molecular function: protein serine/threonine kinase activity; ATP binding.